Messenger RNA from Bactrocera dorsalis (oriental fruit fly), 9949 nucleotides. RefSeq lists its product as uncharacterized. The record is from RefSeq and is a predicted model, not a curated record. NCBI's taxonomy places the organism in Eukaryota, Metazoa, Arthropoda, Insecta, Diptera, Tephritidae. The coding region runs from base 1553 to 7252 and encodes 1899 amino acids. The transcript is spliced from 16 exons.
CAGGCGGCCAAGCCAACCGCGAAACGCAGUGAUCGGCAGUAAACAUAUCCACAUACAAACCUUUCUACACAUAAAUAUGCUUAAUAAUUACGAACGUAAGGCGUACCGAGCGUGAAGCGUAAAGUGUUUUGUGUAUAUUACUUUGUGUUAUUCAUCAGCUGUGAGCUAUAAAGAAAGGCAACAACUACUCGCACUCGGCCGUUUGAGUAAGCCGCAUUCGCACACAAAUUACACAUAUAUACACUUAUACAUAUAUAUACAGACAGGUAAAUAAUCGCUUUAGGAGCGGAGUGCGCGAUCGCUUGUUGACGUUGAGCGUCGAACGUGGAAAUGUACAUGACUUUUAUUGGACGGCGUGUGACUCAGUCAGUAGCUUAGCGUAGUUUGGUAGCAGCAAACCGAGUGCACGCAAUUUCGGAAACAAACAACAUAUAUUUGGACGGAUACAAGCGCAGCCGUAAAGUGCGCGUUGCAAUUACGUAAGCACGGUGAAUAGGAAGAGUGCAAGCACUGGAAAGAAGUGAAAAAGUGUGAAACUCAAAAACAAAUUCUAAAAACUUUUUUUCGUCUGCAAGAAUCAAGAAAACGUUCGAUAAAGUGCGAUAAAGUAAUUGCGCCAAGUUCAGUGAGUUCCGCGCGUAAAGAUUCGAAUAGCAGUGAAGUGCGCCUUCAUAUCCACCCACAACAGUCAUCGGUUUCAAAAGCUCAGUGAACAUUUUCAUGAGCUAUAAGCCAUUAAAUAGUGUGCUUUGGUUUCCACCUACCCGCCUCAGCUAUUUUCAAAUACAAGGUCCAAAAUAUUUUACUAAAAAGUGAAUUUCUCAUCUAAAACAAAAAGCGGAAUUCGUAAGUUCAACACUGAUAAGAUAAGCGCAAAGGCGAGAGAGAGCAAACUUGGCAUCUGCGCACUCACACACAUACAUUCCAUUGCAUCCGUGUGUCGCGCAACGAAAGCGGGCUUCUACAGCAAUUACUGGCACAAAAAUCAUACAACAGUGGACUCAGCAUUCAGCAACCGGGACAUUGGCUUCCUUCGGCAGCCAAAAAUCAAAACUGUCAAAAUUCAGCUACGAAAGUGUGUCGUCGCUGCGGCGCCAAUGAACAGUUCAAACAUUCUGCGGUAGAUGCCAGCAAAUUGGGGGAACGCGGGACAGCGGACAUUUGUAACGAAGGAACUAUCACAAACAUCGAAAAGAAAUAGAAGGCUUAUGCAAUAGAUACAACACUGCUAUUGCAAUUUCAGACACCAAAUAGUCAGAAAGUUGCAUUGGCGCAAAGCUUCUGAUUCGAUAGCCAACACUGCGCUGAAAAUUUCGAAGAAAGCUGCUGAUACGAGCAACACAUAACAACAACUCAGGAAAUUGCGAGGUCAAUGCGAAAUAGCCACUGUAAUAAUUUAAUGAUAACAACAAACAACAACAAGAAAUCGCUUUCAAUACUUAUGAAGCAAAGAGUCAGUUGCCAAAAACCAAUAGCCCAACAACACAUCUCCAAACAAUACCAUACAGCUGAUUUGCGAUUCGUAUAAGUAACCGGACCAUUGGCAGCACCUAUGGGCAAGUGUGUCUCAAAGCAUCCGUCCGUACUCACAAUAGCGUUGUCGGAAAAGGACUUGGCGGCGGCUAACCACAUUUGGAGCAAAUUUGCUGAGAGCACCGAAUACAUUGCGCUGAAGGACGAGCAUGGAAAUCAAUUAUGCGAAUAUUACUACGUGAGCGGCAAGAAGCGGAAGGCGAAGCCAAAAACAACAAAGCAGCAGCUAGCGCCAACGGAUGGGGAUAAUGAUGCGAAUACAACAACUGUCGGCGCCACACGGCCAGACCAAGAUUCAAAUGAAAAUCAAAACCAGCGACAGCAGCCGAGCCAGAAGAAGGGUAGAAACAAAAGACGUUCGAAGACAGCACAAAAGCAAUCAUCAACGCAGCAAAGUAGUGAAAACAAAUCACAGCAAUGGACAACAAACAGCGAACAAACAACAAACAUAAAUGGCACAGAAAGUUAUACGGAAAGGUUACAACAAGAUUGUGUUACUUCACAAGCCGAGUCGUGUGCCCCUGCCGCUGAUGGUCUGACAACGACGACAGCGACGACUUCGACAACUGUGUACAGCAGUGUGAGUGGCUGUGAGUAUUGCACCGUUGUCAGCACCACUGACGAUGACGACGAGAGCGAGGGUGAGGACGCGGACGUGGACGAGGACAGGCACGAUGACAGUGACGACGGCGAGCAGUUGUUUGGUAUUCACAACCAUAAUAAUGCUACCGAGGCUAUUGUAGUUGACAACACCAAUAAAGAAACCGCCGUUGGUGCUCAUAAAAAUCAACAACAUUGUGUGGCUCAUUUGCCGUCGCAGCCACAGGAACAGAUUGCUGGCGACACGGUUGCCCCCGACGCCAACAAUAACGCCGAAAUAGCGGCGAAACAUGAGGAAUAUGCUUAUCAGCCGAAGUGGCAGCAACAGCGGUUGGUUGCCACCGAAAAAGGGCAAUUAAUAAACAGUGAAGUGAGCAAAGUCAAUAUUGGUGUUAUUGGUGUCGAAAAUGCAGCUGAACUUGACAAUGUCGAUGGAAACAGUGAAAGGUUAAGCGGCCGCGAACACCUAAUGGUUGAAGGCAGCGAUUACUUGCAGGGACAGGCUGAAAGCAAACGGCACUCGAAGAAGCAUGGCAGCACCACCAACGCCACAACAGGCACUGGAGUGGGCGCCAUCGAAACCAAAGGUACGGCGAUGUCCUUCGGCUUUCGCAAGAAGCUCAACACGACGCCGAAGAAGUUCAAGAAAUUGCUGGAGGCCGGCGUUGGCGGCAUGACUGGUGGUGGUGAAGGAAAACGAAAACAAGACAAGUGCAACAAUAUAACAACAACGACACGGGACGGCAACACACCUAGUGAGGAUAACGCAAAACGCGCAACUGUGAUAGACGGCGCUAACUAUGGGGAGUCGUUAACGGACGAACAACAGCAGGACGACAACGGCAAUGCAGAACUGCUGGCCAAGAUACACUUUGAGAAAAUGGGUGCGGCGGCCGCAACGACACAGCGUUCCAAUCAACAAGCCACGGCAGCCGGUGGGGGCGCUCCGCCUUCCAACCUGCCUGGCGUCGCCUCGCGGUUCGGUUACCGCGGCGGGCACAUGGUACGGCCGGCAUCGGCAGGUUUAACGCAGCACUAUCCCAUGGAAGUACAGGAGAAUGCGGAAAACAACAAUACUUGCGGCAGCAAUGGGAGCGACGCCAGAAGUGGUGGUGUGGGAGUUAAUGGACAACAGAAACCGCUUGUCAGCAACUUGAAACGCCGAUCGAAGAGUGCACACGCCGGCAGGGCAUUGACUUCGGGCGAUGAGACUAGCGAGUCGGGCAGUUGCAGCGAUGCGGCCGGUCGCCCAAAAAUAACACAACCGAAAUCUAUAACGUUCAAUUUGAGUCAGAACAGCACAAUCGAAUAUCAGCGGCGACAGUUUUUCGAACAGCCCAACACAUAUGGCAGCUAUGGAAGUGGACGCAGCAGUGCCGCCAACAUUUGGACCCAUCAACCGGGGCACCAGGCGCAGCAGCAUCAGUCGCGAAAUGUCAUCAGCACGGGCAUGCACACGAAUGUUAUUGUCCGUCCAACACCACGCGCACCGCCAGCCAGUUUUUCGAAGUUCACACUGCACACAGUAAGUUUGCCAAAGCCGGAAUUCCCCGUGGCCAUCAGUGUGGGCGCAACAACUCCAACUACACCGAGCAGCAUCUACACACCGUCACCCACCAUGGCUACCAGCGUCGCGGGCGCACGUACCAAGGACAUCCAACAGCAGCAGCACCCCUUGACAGUGGUAGCCUGUGCCACAGUGACACACUCCGCUUCCGGACAUAUGGAUCUGAAGACGGCCAAGCAGAUGGCAAAUAACACGCGGCGUGGAUUCUCAGGCAGUCGGGAGAUAUCAGCGGAUUCAGGUAUUGCCAGCAUGGACAUGGCAUUGGAUAGUUCGGUUUCGAGCAGUGGUGGCAGUCGCGCUGGACGCACAGCCUCGCCUAAACGGAGCCGCAGUCGUCCCCGCAAUUUGCAAAUGGUAAUGAACGGUCGUCACAAAUUUGAAGUACGUGACCUGGACGACCCUUUAUCGAGUGAAUCCAGCUCUAUCGUAGAGCCGCUAGCUUUGCCGAAGCUACCGAGCGAAAACCAAACAGUACCGCUUCCACUAUGCGGGCUUGUGCGUUCCAAUACGGUACUUAGUCGAGAGACUUAUGAACGAAAUGGUGGUGUUAUCGGUAAUAGAAGCGCUAGUGCCAACCCGGAAAUCAAGCAGGUUGAUAUUGGAAAACGCCCUACUACGGCGCCUGCACAGUGCACAAUAACUCGAAAUUCGUCAGAAGAAAGUGAAGGGGUCGAUGAGGAAAAGCUUUACUUAGACCGCUCAACUUCAGAGAAAGGAAACAGGUUUAAGGACAUCAAUACUUGUUCGAGUAAAACAUCGUCACCAGGGAGCUCCAUAAUGCUCUCGUGGUGCAAUGCCGGAGAAUCUCUUGCCGUAAAGGAUUGUAGUAGCCUCAGUAUUAGCAGCGAAGAUAGUAAUAAACUUCAUGGAUCUAAUCAUCAAGAUAAAGACACAGAUACGGAGAAGAACGAUUUGAAAAAAUUUAAGCACAUGUCAGUUGACUUGAAUGACGAUGACUUAAGUGGCAUCGUGACCGAAAUGCAAAUUAGUACAUUAUCUUCCUUAACUGAUAACUUAGCAAAUGAGAACAACAAUUCUGGACUCAAGACAGUAGAAAUCAACACUGUCAUCAGCGCAUCUACGGAAAAUACAAAUAUUGAUAAGCCGGAUCGGCCGAAAUCGUUUUAUAAUACGCUUAAUGAAACGAAAUUUGCAGAGAUGGCCUUAGCCGGUAGCACUUAUCUUUUGGACGACGAGACCUCUCCCACUGAUAGUCUGGUCAGCAGCACGGAAUCAGAAGAAGCCGCAAGCAAGCAGAAAAAACACAAAAUAAACGAAGAACUGCAAGAGAAGGACAUCGAUGAGAUUUCACCUGAACUCGAAAUGGGUAGUCCCAUUUCACCGGGAACGCCAACACAUGCUUCACAUUCGCUAUCACUUUCCGAUUGCGGUAAUUUGAUUGAUGACGAGAUCGCUGACCAACCGGCGUUGCUCUUUAACAGUGAAGCACAUGAUCUAGUGGAUAGCUUGACGUCACACAAAGACAAGACAGAGACUCCCACACUUAUGGAAAAUACUGGAUCGAUGCGUUCCCUGAAGAGCCAAUCGAAGGCGCGCACUGCACUCCAGCAAGCAAUCGAGUUGAGUCUACGCACACCGCUCUCGCUGCGAAAGGCGGUAAUGGAACGCGCCGAUUCUCUCGAUACUCUCUCUCCCUGUGAGUCGAUAUGUUCCGAUGAUCUAAUGAUGGAUUUCGAUAUACAUAGCAGUGUCGAUUCCAUCGAUCGAUCUGGCUCCAUAAAGAGUCGAAGUGGUUCGGAUCUACAUAAAAUUGACGACACAGAAUUAUUUUCGGAGCUGGAACGUAAAGGGAGCGAUGUAAUGAAAGAACUGAAUUCCCUCCUACGUCUUCGUACUAAUAAAAGCGCAGAUAAGGAUGUUGACAUUGCUCAUUUGCCCGCUCGCGCCACUCGUCUUCUAAAUCGUUCGCGCUUGCAGCAGCAACAGUAUCCCUCCUCCCUUGCCAGCGGUGUGACCACAAAUGCGGCGACUGGAAGUUCAGUCUGCGGUGGCGGCGGCGACUCUGACAGCUCCAAAUCAGCGCACAGUCUACGACGCAGCGCAGCCGCUUCGCGCGCCUCAAACGCUUCCACAUCAUCAACGAAUGCGUCGCUGCCGCCGAGCAGCCAUUACCAUCAUCAGAAACCAUUUCAGCAUCACUACUCACAACUGCAUCGCGACUCGCACAGUUCUUCGGACGAUCUAAUGCUGUAUGAUAAAUCUUUCCGAAAUGCGAUGAUCCAGGAUGUGUUGCAGUUCAAAAAGCAGUUGCUACGACUUCGACGCAUUCUACAGGACGACGAAGAAUAUUUGAUGAGGACGGAGACUCUCAACCCAUUCGAUAACGACAAUGGGCAACUCUUCGCCGCCUGCGGCUUGGACAGCAAACUGCUGGAUGACAUGGACCUGGCCAGCCUGACCUCCUCGACCACGGAUGAUCCGAUGGUGGAGUUAGCCGAUCUACGAAGACAGGUGGUUUACCUUCAGGGAGAAGUUGAAGAUCGCGAACGAACCAUUCGUUUGCAGAAAAAUCAAAUAGAGAAUCUGGAAUCAAAAAAGCCACCAAUACAAAAGAACCACACAAAAGAGUUGAUGAAUAUAGCAACGCAAACAGAAAGGACACGACCACUUUCAUAUGGCCUAGAUGGACUGUCAAGAAGUAAGCCCGAGUACACCAGUUACACCACACGUUAUCACCCGGUCGCCACCUGUGAAAACAAUAGCACUUGCAAUGGCGCCAACAACAGCAACAACAACAAUAACAACAAUUUAUGCACCUACCAACAACAGCACAACUGCUGCAACGGCAGUAACAAUAACCUGCCAGCGGCCGCCACAGAAGCAGCAGCACAGCAAAUACGCCGUCACACCAUCAUAUCCACCACUCUGAGCAAUUACAAUCAACAGUCGGCAUUGGCCCCGCGACGCGCCUCGAUCGCGUGGGAAAAACCCACAGCGCCUGCACCACCCACAACACCCCCGCUCGCACAGACAGCGGCUGCGGCCGGCACAAAACACGCGCCACCAGCCGCAACCACCUACAAACCCGUGAAAAUCACACUGAUCGGAGAGCCGCUCAAGCAGUGGCAAUGGAAUGCCGUUGGCAAUGGGAAGACUUCUGACAGCUACGGUCACACAGCAGCCGGCAACCAUAGCGACAAAGAGGGCAAGACAAAGCGCGAAGCGGGCGAUGGCAAUCGUAAAAGUGGAAGUAACAGCAGCCGAUGUGGUGGUAAUGGUGGCAGUGGCAGCGUGUGUAAUGGCAACAGUAAUGGAGCGAAUUGUGCGAACGGCAGUAAUGGUUACACAAACGGCACGAGCAGCCUGGCGAAUGGCCGGAGCGAGGUCUCGAGGAAUGGGCUGCAGCAGGAAGCAAGCCAACAGACGAACCAUCACCAUCAGAUGCAGAUUAAGCCGCAUAUGCAACAGCCGCUAACACAGCCGGGACAACAGCAACAAACACGUGUACAACAGCUACAACAACAACAGCAAAUCUAUCACACAACAAACGGCAGCAAUGGCAAUUUCAAUCCAACAGUUACUAUAGUCUGAGCGCAAAGUAGUUAGUUCGUAAUGUCUGAUAUUGAUAUAUACAUACAAACAUACUUAUAUAUACUAAAAUUGAUAUUAAGAUACAAAUUUUGGAAAGUGAGUGAAUUAUAUAGAGGCGAUCUUUUAGCGUACAGUUAUUAGUAUAAUCUACUUAUGUGUGCAUGUUUUGACGGUCAAGUUAUCUUAAGCUUCGCGAAAAAUUUAAUGCAGUGCGUGAGGAAAUUAUGUUACAUAACUAUACUAUGCAAUAAAUGUGCAAAUUAUGUAUGUAUAAUACAUAUGUAGUAGUUAAAUGUGUAGUAGAUUUUCCGUAACAAGCAUUAAUGGCAAUAGUGGUUAACUUCACAAAUUGUUCUAAAUACUUCUAAAGAGACAUCAUAAUGAACGCAACGGACCCAGUUACCCAAUUCUUCACCCCUGAGAAAGCGUGUCCCCAGCAGGAGGGUUUAAUGAGGCUAUUACUUAUAUACUAUUUCUCGAUCGGCUUAGUUCGUACUGGGCGACAAAGCAAAAACUGCUGACACACAUUCCUCUGUCCCUUCAGAAAUUGACGGUACCCAAUAUAUCGGUUAUUCAUUAUAAAAUCUUAUAAUAAUAUUAUUACUAUUAUUAUCAUAUUAUUGUUAUUAUUACGUAUUAUUAGUACUAUUAUCAUUAUUAUUAUUAUUAUUAUUAUUAUUAUUAUUAUUAUUAUUAUUAUUAUUAUUAUUAUUAUUAUUAUUAUUAUUAUUAUUAUUAUUAUUAUUAUUAUUAUUAUUAUUAUUAUUAUUAUUAUUAUUAUUAUUAUUAUUAUUAUUAUUAUUAUUAUUAUUAUUACUAUUAUGAUUAUUGUUAUUAGGCUUUUUAUUACAAUUAUUAUUAUUAUAUUGAUAUUAUUAUGGAGUUAUAAACGAAUACAGUUGCAAUUUACGUGAAAAGUUCAUUAGAAGCGUUACAACGUCCAGGACUCUGGGUUCUCGGAGAAUGCUUAAGGGGUUAUAUAUAGUUGAAGGCCGAAAAUAGCGAUUUUUUCAGAAUUUUUUUCAGAGAAAACUUUUAAAUUUAUUGAUCCAAAAGUUUAUAAACAUAUUACGGUACCUUUUAACUAUAUUUUAAGAUUUAAUAUUAGUAAAAAUAUUUAUUUAGAAAGGAACUACAGCUAAUCUUCAGGAGCUUCUCUCAAAAAAUAGGUUUUGCGGUGACCACUUUAUCUCUGAACUCUCUGAACUGGAUUUUCUGAAAUUAAAGAAACAAACAGAUUUCGUUAAAGUAAUGUAACAUCCAGUAAAGUAAAACGAAGGAAUAAGCAAAACAAAUUUUUUUGGCAAAAUGGUGGUUUCUGUGUGUAUUCUGAAAGAUAUAUAGAUUAAGAAAAUGGAAUAAAAAAAUCGAAUUUUGAAAAUUCUAACUGUAUGUAACCCUUUAAAGAAAGGAAAUGUGUGAUCAGCUCCAAAGGAAACUCCUAAAACAAUGAAACUAGGACAUGCCAAACACUGAAAGCCAUGCCCGUUUUGGCACGCCAUUUCAGACAUUCGUAACGCUCCAAAACAGCUUCAUUGAUAAAGCUCCGCUAAGAUAACAUUUCGCUUGAUUUCACUUUAUAGAAUGACGCUUCAAAAGUUCAUCAAAAUUAAUAUUUUUGUAAUAAUCAAAAUAUAUGAUACUUACAACGCACACUGAUACAUUUAUACUAAUGACCACACAUAUGUACAUACAUAUAUACACACUUUUGAAUUUACAUAGUUUAAUUAAGAAACACCUUCCGUAAACUUGCUAUACUCACUAAUAUUAUUAUUAUUAUAUACAUACAUAUACAUAUAUACAUGUAUUGAGUAAUUAAUCAGGCAAAGCAUACGAUGCGGAUGUUAUUGCAUAUACUUACAUAUAUGUAUGUAUAUUGAGAGAAAGUGUAAGCCAAGAGCAGAACUAAACUGAAAAGUAUUAAUUUAGUGCUUAUUUAAGCUCGACACACACACACAUACGAGUACAUAAAUGCAAACAAAUAACAACAUGAAUAUAAUAUACUUAAUGCAAACAGAUUGUGGAAAACUUUAGCACAUGUAUACACACAUACUUACAUAUAUAUUAUAAAGAACGCAUGUGUGUGCUAACUUAUAAUAAACAUUGACAGCUGCAUUGAAGUAUGAAUUUGAUGAAAUGCAGCCGCUAAUUACACAUGCAUACACACAUACUAUAUAUAUUUCUAUGCAAUUUCUUUGAGCGAACAAUAAAUGACAAACAUACAAACAUAUUUACUCAUACUAGGCAUUAGCAUUUAGCGUUAAAUAAUUAUCAUAAUCGUCCGGUAAGCGUGUGGCAGGCAUCGCUUAUCUCUAAAAUACUUACUUAUAUACAUAUGUAUGUAACUAUGAUCAUGAAGCAUAUAGACGCCACACAUCCCCCACAUAAUUUAGUAUUAAUAGCUCAAUCUGAUUUAGCUUAAUUUUGUUAUGAAUAAGUCCAUAUUUGUGAAUCAAGUGGAAAAUACAUAAUUAAUUAACCCAAAUUACACCAAAAUUGCAUAGAUUAUUGAUCACUUAUGUUUUGACCUGGAGAAACUAAAAAAGGGUUACCACAAAUCUUAAUUUUACAUGUUGCAAUCACGCUUCAUUGAUUGAUUGUUAUUAAGAAGCGAGGAUAAGUUUCGAAUCUUCGCAGAAAAAAAGCGUAAAUUACAUGAGACUCAAAUAAAAACUUAAAUGCAUGUACAGACAUUUA